Zymoseptoria tritici IPO323 is the source of this 2616-nucleotide messenger RNA. RefSeq lists its product as uncharacterized. NCBI's taxonomy places the organism in Eukaryota, Fungi, Ascomycota, Dothideomycetes, Mycosphaerellales, Mycosphaerellaceae. The record is from RefSeq and is a predicted model, not a curated record. The coding region runs from base 1 to 2616 and encodes 871 amino acids. The transcript is spliced from 2 exons. Gene Ontology annotation, cellular component: DNA replication preinitiation complex. Gene Ontology annotation, biological process: DNA replication initiation.
AUGUCCAUUCAUAACGAUGCAUGCAUAACAACUGCAACGAACGGGAAAGUGGAGAGGCACGAAGCACACGACUUUACGCGCAAGAGGAAACGAGAAGACGACUUACAAUGCGCCAUUGAUAGACGACCGUUCACGAUACAAACCGAUUCUACUGACCCAUUCGCGAAACCACGAACUUUCACGCCGUUAUGUCUACUAUCACGAUCGAACCUCCCACUCGCAUACCUCGACACCGCACAAUGUGGUAGCCGGAUGUUCGCAGCCCACGUCCAGAUACUCGAGGCAUGUCAUGAUUUUCAAGACGAGACGAAUUUACUGGUCGUUGAAGAUGAGGGAGAAGCACGACUAUACGCUAUUGAGAGAGUACAGAGACGACGGUAUGCGUUAUGCCGGCUGGGAGCAUGGGUCAAGACUGGUGACGUCGAACAACGAUCAAAUAUGGAUGUACGACCGGAUCAGGCCCCACGGAAACGACACGCGUUGAAGCUUGAGAACUCUGGCCAACCUUGGUGGAUGUCUGUGGCGGUCGAGGAGAAGACGGAGGACAUACACAGUGACAGUGUACGAGGAUGUCUGCCGGCAUUGUCUAUGCAGAGACCAAGGAGUGCCGUGGCAGCAGGACAAUCUCUAGUCAUGCCUGACGAUCCAGCCCUGCUUCCGCACAGCCUCGAUACGGCGGAGCCUGAUAUCUUGAAGAUUCCCAUACCAGCUGAGGCGCUUGAAGAGUUGACGAAACACUAUCUGGAUGCCCUCUACCUCUCCAGGACACCUUUGGCAUACUUCACUAAAGGUCCAUUAGCUCGAGCCAGGGCGGCGUUCGCAUCAUCACCGGCAGAGCUCGUAACGUUCCUUCGCGGAUCAAUCUUGUCGUCUUCAGUGAUGGACAAGAAGUACCGAGAAGUCAUUGCUGAGCACGUGAAGGAGAUGCCUAGCUUUGACGCAGAGGCUUCUGCAACGAAGCCCAAGUCGAAAAGGAAGCGCAAGUGGAAGGCGAAGAGAGACAAGUCUGGCUUUUUCGUCGAUGAAAAGGACCACGUCGAGCAGUGGUGGCAGAAGGACGACGACUCUGGAGGUUCGCCAAAUGCAGCCGACAGUACAGACGCUGUGCUCAAGCGACGUUCACCACGAUUACGGAAUCGAGAAACGUUUAUGCAAAUCAUCCUGAUACUGGAGAUACUGGCUCUGGAGGCGGGAAUACCUUCCACAGAGUUGUCGACAGCCAAUGAAUCACAAGACGCGGACUCGCAAGCGCAAGAAUCGCAAGCGGCGGGUGAGAAGAAGCCGAGAAAGAAGAAGGAGGUCGAUCUGCCGGCUGUGCUCGAAUCCUUAAUCGAUCGCCUCUGCAUUUGGUACUCCUUAGAGACUACCACGCCAAUCAAGCCCGGCGCCAAUGGCAGCGGCGAUUCGAAAGACGAGACGAGUGAUGAUCUGAAGAGCUUCUGUACGGAGGUCAUCUUGCCAUUCUACGGAGGCCGGGUCGCCGAUCAAGCCAAUUCGACCAGCAAGAAACUGGGCGGUCCGUCUGUGCCGAAGCCUGCUUCGCAGCGCGUAUCAGCAGCGUCUAGGAAGCCAGGAGAGCCAGCAGAACGUCGCGCGCCAGAAAAGAAGCCGAGAAAACCGCUGGGACGUGUAUCAACCGAUACGCUCAACAGUAUUGGCACGCGACCUCCUCUGCUUCAUCGCUCCGCUACCGACUCGGCCGCAUUGUCACCACUCAUCAAGCAAGAAGAGGUCGAACUACCUUCGCUUGACAGAAUCCCACUCGCUAGGCCAAGAUCGCAACCGCAAGUUCCAGCAUUUCCCAAACCACGCGCCAGCCUCCUCCAACAGGUAUCCUUCAACAAGCGAGAGGUCGAUCUCUCAGCUAUGUCCCAAGCCAACGAGGAAAAGAAACGCAAGAAGGCCAAGGUUCAGGAGCAAAUCAAGGAUGCUAUCGGCACGCUAAGAAAACCCAACAGAGCUCUUGCCGUGGUGGAAGUCGCCAAGAAUGCAGACGAGAGCUUCGCUAAAGCCAUCGCCAGAGGCAAGACGACGUCCAGCACCAACCACUCGCAGCGAAGACCGACGGCCCAGACUUCGGUCGCAGUUACAGCCACGCCGCGACACAUCAAAGCCACACCUAUGCCACGAAGACGGACUAACAGAGGCUCGGAUGAGAAGUCUACUCAACUCGUACCUGCCUCCUCGACCAGACUCUUCGCCGGACGAAGCUCAGAUGUCGUGCCAAGCAGCUCCUUUGCCAUUCCUCAGACCGCACAAAAGACCGCCCACCGGACUGCGGGGCCCAGUAUUGAAGAGACGCCCUCCCGCGGGUUUGCUAAGUUCAUGCCCGCAGCUUUGGCAAGACCUCCAGGCACUUUGCUGGAGUCGCCUACCGUCCGUCGCACCGCUGCGCCCAUCUCAGAGACUCCCUCGCGCCCGCUGCGCAUGCCUGGCUUGAUGGAGACGCCGAAGGUGAGGCAGCCAGUGGGAUUGAGAAGGGUCGAGGCGAGUCCGGCGCAGGUGAUGGCUUCGCCGAUAGUGGGAAGGGAUGCGGGAUCGGGUCUGGGGAGUGGUGGGAAGAGCAUAUAUGGGGCUUUAGGGUGGGAUGAGGAAGAGUAUGAGGAGUUGAGCUGA